GUGAAAGUAGGUUUUGUAAACAAAUCCGUAACCUACAGGAAAAAGAUGAAUUAGAUUGUAUGACGCUGAAAAUCCCCAGCAACUGGCGUGAUUGUUGUGAAAUUUUCAGUCGCAAUCAACCUCUUAUGGAACCUCAUGCCCAGUUUGCCGUAGAAGUCACGGACUUCAGUUCUCAAUACGGGAGUGAGACGUCGAUAUCUUACACUGCUUCUAACCUAGCGGGGAGAUGUAACAUCUACCCGGGUUAUGGAGAUUUUACACAAGCCUGUGUCUUUAGAACAUAUGGACCUUGGUGGAAAUAUGCCCCAUCUGGAAGGAGGAAGUUUAAGCGAACACCACCAAACUUUGUCAGUCAGGAUUAUAUUGAGUUGGAGUUUGAAUAUGAAGUAUUUCCCACAAAAAUUGAUAUUUAUGAGACGUACAACCCAGGAACUAUUGUCAGAAUCCUAGCAUGUGAUUCCUCAGGUACUGAUGUGGACAAAGGAAUGGCUAGGUGGAAAGUGUUAUGGGAAGGAAAUCCUGAGAGAGCACCAGCUAAUGCUCGUGUCUUCUCACCACCAAUCCGGGAAAUCAACUUCCCAACCAACGUCAUCCGAAUAGAAGUUUGUCAUGAUCUGUGUGAUUACUACACGGAAUUGGAUGCUGUCUGUCUCCAUGGAGACGAUCACCAUAGUAACAACAUGGGAGUGACCUCCAGGCAAAGGUCAAAAGAUAUCAGUCAGCUAGAGGAGAGACUCAGUAGCUUCACUCUUAAGGAACAGAAAAGUACUGCAGUCGAAAAUGGCACUUUCAGUAUAGAAGAAUUGCCAGAAGAAGUAAUACAGUUAAUAUUAAGCUACCUCGAUAUCCCUUCUCUAUGCAAAGCCAGCAUUACCUCAAAAUUUUUCCAUAAGCAUUGUUAUGAUUCCCUUCAAUACAAGGAGCUAGAUUUACAGCCACACUGGACAGAAGUGAAUAACUUUGCUAUAGACAGUUUAUUGACAAGGUGCCACUUCCUCCAGCAUUUAAACAUAUCAUGGUGUGGAGGAAAUCAGAUGUGUAUAUCUCCAGGGACUUUCUCAAGAUUCUUAGAGGCAUGUGGCAGGGAUCUGCAGACACUCUAUAUGUCUUCAUGUAAAUUUGUGAAUGGAGAGGUUAUAAAGGCUGUGGCAGAAAAUUGUCCAAAACUGAAAGAGUUAGAUGUAGGAAGUUGUCCAUCACUAGAUGGUCAGUCCAUAUCACACCUCUCUAAGAUCCACACCCUAGAAAGACUAAAUCUGUACCGGUUAAUGGUAGAGAGGUAUAGUCUCAUGGAGGUCUUAAGGGUUUCUCCAAAUUUAAAACAUUUAAAUUUAGGAGCAACUAGAAUUGGUGAAAUGCAUAUAGAUAAUGUGAUGAAAAUAUUGGGAAAACAUUGCAAGAAUCUGAUCUCUCUUGACUUAUGGAGAAGUAGGAUAUCAGAGACUGGACUAGACUAUAUUGCUGAGAAUUGUAAACACAUUGAGGAGUUAGAUCUAGGCUGGUGUUCAAAUCUGAAGGCAGGGACUUACUGUUUUAUUGAUCUUGUAAAGAAGUGUCCAAACAUAAAGAAGUUAUACUUGACUGCCAAUAGGACUAUUUCUAAUGAGGACCUGUUAGCAUUCUGUAAGUACUGCCCUCAGUUGGAGCAGCUAGACAUCUUAGGUACUGGCAAUGUCGGUCGGGAGAGUGUUUUCAGGGAGACGGUGAAAGAUUAUGAUAGAUCUGGGUGCCCGCUGAACGUAAGUACCGAGAUAAACGUGUCUGAGGUUGAACAAUAUGUAAUAAAAGAUCGAAGAGUUACGAUUAGGGAAAUAGCUAAUGAUCUUAGCAUGUCUUAUGGAACAGUUCAAGAGAUUUUAACGAGUAAGCUUAACAUGCGGCGAGUUUGUGCGAGAUGGGUCCCUCGCCUCCUUCUGCCAGAGCAAAUGAGGCAUCCUUCCUCGCCAUCACCAAUAAAAGCACGCGUAACCAAGUCAGCAGGGAAGGUUAUGCUCAUAGUUUUCUAUGACAUCAAUGGUAUAAUUCUAAAUCACAUGGUACCACCCAAAACUUCAUUUACUGGGGACUACUAUGCACGGGUUAUCAAAUCAGAUUUGAUGAGAGCAGUAAAGAGAAACCCCAGAUCUGAUAAGAUCUGGAUUCAAUGUACCAUCUAA
This is a messenger RNA of Saccostrea cuccullata (small rock oyster), 2156 nucleotides long. RefSeq names its product F-box/LRR-repeat protein 4-like. The record is from RefSeq and is a predicted model, not a curated record. Gene Ontology annotation, molecular function: nucleic acid binding; protein binding. Bases 60 to 2156 code for a protein of 698 amino acids. Gene Ontology annotation, biological process: SCF-dependent proteasomal ubiquitin-dependent protein catabolic process. Gene Ontology annotation, cellular component: SCF ubiquitin ligase complex. The transcript has 17 exons. NCBI's taxonomy places the organism in Eukaryota, Metazoa, Mollusca, Bivalvia, Ostreida, Ostreidae.